This is a messenger RNA of Sphaeroforma arctica JP610, 237 nucleotides long. RefSeq lists its product as hypothetical. The transcript has a single exon. The record is from RefSeq and is a predicted model, not a curated record. NCBI's taxonomy places the organism in Eukaryota, Ichthyosporea, Ichthyophonida. Bases 1 to 237 code for a protein of 78 amino acids.
AUGCUCGCGGAACUGGGGGGGGGGACUGGGGGGAAGUUCAAGACUCGGCACUCGGCAGCGGCACUCAUCAGUCCUCAGGAGUCAGUCCUCAGGACUCAAGAGGAGGGUGGAUUGGCGCUCACCCGGAGUGCCAAGCGGGGACUGAGGACAGUGGGGAUUGGGGGGUUGGAUAGUGGGGAAUCUGGGGAUUGGAGAAUGGGGAGUGGGGAGUCCUGCUCCUGGGACCAUGUCGAUUAG